Macrobrachium nipponense is the source of this 2622-nucleotide messenger RNA. RefSeq names its product histone-lysine N-methyltransferase SUV39H2-like. The transcript is spliced from 12 exons. Gene Ontology annotation, molecular function: histone H3K9 methyltransferase activity; protein binding; zinc ion binding. Lineage: Eukaryota; Metazoa; Arthropoda; Malacostraca; Decapoda; Palaemonidae. The record is from RefSeq and is a predicted model, not a curated record. Gene Ontology annotation, cellular component: nucleus. Bases 136 to 2262 code for a protein of 708 amino acids.
UUCCCGCCGAAUUGAUGUUGUUGUUUUAAACUUGACAGGACGGCACCGAAGUUCGAGUUAGUCGUAUUUUGUGUUUUAGGCCUCAGAGUGAGUCUAUUCUUGCAUGUUAUUGACACCCACCAGUGAUAUAUAAUAAUGACCGACGUUCACAACAACGGCUUGAAGGAAUUGUCCCCAGAUCGUGGGAAAUGCAGCCAAAAAUUGGAUCCCAAAACCUCGAAACUGGAUGCGCGUGCAAAACUGAAAGAGAGUUUGAAAGAAUUAGAAGAAUCUGUGCAGAAAACAAAGGAAGCCUUUGGUUCUUUCCAGACAAAAUGUUUCUUUUACCCUGAGCCAGAGUUCAACAAGGCAUUCAAGGAAUCUCUGCAACAGGUGCAAAGUGUUGUAACUAACAUGGGAAACACUUUGAGCAACUUGUUCAGAUCUGAUAAACUGCGUGCAGGUGAUAAGGAGGAAAAAAGAAAAUCUUUACCCAAGGAAGAACAAUUAUCUGGAGCAGAUGACAAGGAAGAACAAGAAAGGAAAUCAGUGAUUAAGGAUGACCAAGUGGACACCUCAUUCAGCAUUGCUACAGAUCAGUCAGAUAUUUUAGCAAAACCCAACCUCAAUAUUACACCACCUGCUUCAGAUGCUGGUAAUGAUGAUGAGUUAAUCACAGUUACCCAGCUGCCAGAAAAAGCUUUCAGUAAAAAGCGUAAUGUAGAAUUGCCCCCUGAAGUUGUAGUUAAGAAGCCUAGGAGAAGCUUAAUUGAAGAUUACUUAAUCAGAGAAAAUGAAUUGAAGGGAGACACUUCUACAGCCACAAAAGAAACAAAGGCUGAUAGUUCAUCAAGCGAAGAAAUUCUGUAUGAGGUGGAAAACAUUAUCAGUUACAAAAAAAGUGGGACAAAUUUUCUCUACAAGGUCUCAUGGAAGGGGUAUGGUUUGGAAGAAUGCACAUGGGAGCCAUCAGAACACUUGGAAAACUGCUCUGAAGUCCUAAUUGAAUUCUACAAGAGGUUGAUAACUGAACGCGAGAAAGUUCCAAUUAGUGCAGAAACAUUUAGUGAACCAUUUCCUGUAGACAAGGAUUUGCAGGGUUAUCUAUAUGAAGCAUUUUUAAUUCAUAUGAAUAACCUUUCUGAAGGCGACAUAAAUUUCUCAACCCAACAGUCUUUAUUGGCGAAGACGCCAAUGACUAAACAAGAGAUGUUUGAAACAGUAGAUAAAGCUCUCCAUGCAAGAAAAGUGAAACGGUAUCAUAUGUUGAAAGCUAUGAUAAAAGAUCAAGUUAUUUUGCAAACUGUUCAGAAGGAACGCUCAAAGCAGCUAGCACAGCUUCGAAGUUGGGAAAGAAGCAUAAAUUCUGUUUGCUCUGAUCCAGCAAAAAUUCAGGUGGAAAAUAAUGUGGAUCUUGAACUUCCACCCUUUGAUUUUGUAUAUAUAAAUGAACUUAAGGAAGGACAGGGAGUCACUGUGCCUAAUGACCCAUUGUGUGGGUGUGAGUGUACAGAUUGCUACAGUAGCCAGAGUUCAUGCUGUGCUUCUCAGAGUAAUUCAUGGUUUGCGUACAGCAAGUAUGGAAGACUAAAGGUCUCUCUAGGUACACCUGUAUAUGAGUGCAAUAAAAGAUGUCCUUGUCCACCUACAUGCCCAAACAGGGUAGUGCAGAAGGGAAGAACUUUCAGCCUAAGUAUAUUCCGUACUGAUAAUGGUAGAGGAUGGGGUGUCAAAACUCUAGAACCAAUUAGAAAGGACUCCUUCGUUGUGGAGUAUGUUGGUGAAGUUAUUACAUCUGAGGAAGCAGAACACAGGGGCCAGCUAUAUGACAAGAAAGGCUGCACGUACCUUUUUGACUUGGAUUUUAACAAAGGUGACCAGAAUCCUUAUACUGUGGAUGCUGCAAAGUAUGGCAAUGUUUCCCAUUUUAUCAAUCACUCGUGUGACCCUAACUUAGUGGUUUUCAAUGUAUGGGUGAACUGCUUGGAUCCAGAUCUGCCCAGACUGGCCUUAUUUGCCUGUAGAGAUAUUAAGAAAGGGGAAGAGCUUACUUUUGAUUAUAAUUCUGGAAUUGGAUCUGAACAAAUGACUGCUGAAUCAUCUAGUGGAAGCACAGAAGAACUCAGUGAUGAUGAAGAGUCUACUACACCAGAGAAAAAAGGAUUUACAAUGGGAGGUACUCCUAAUGUUGUUUUGAAAACACCAAAGGGAAAUCGUGGUUUAAAAUAUGGUAAAACAGAGUGCCGAUGUGGUGCUGCAAACUGUAGAAAAUAUUUCUUUUGAUUUGUGUAAUUGUAGAAAAAUUUUCCUUUUUUUUUUUUGUACAAAUUUUUUGUGUAUACCGGUAUUAUAUAGAAAAUAAGAUUGCUGAGGGUUGGUUUAUAAAACCCAUUUAAAUUUGGUAGUGCUUAGUCAUGCAUAGAUUAUGGAUAAAGAAACCACUGGCAUUUUAGUGAACUCUGAAUUUCUUCACUCAGGAGGUUUCAAUAUUAUAAUGGUAGAGAUGCUACAGAAUGAAAUUUUAAUGAUUCUUUAGAAUAAUACUUGUAAGUAUUAGUCUUGAAAAUGUAACUACGAAGUGAAAAGAUUUGUUUCAAGAAGAGGCACUAGCAAUAAAUUGUACGUAUUUGUGUGUGUGUAUGU